This is a messenger RNA of Microthlaspi erraticum, 700 nucleotides long. Lineage: Eukaryota; Viridiplantae; Streptophyta; Magnoliopsida; Brassicales; Brassicaceae. The record is from the annotation of a GenBank genome assembly.
CUUGGCCGGUCGAGUUGAGGAACUCGACCGGUUGGUCGAGUGGGGUCGAGCUGGUCUUCAAGAUGGCUUCUCCCUUCUUCCUUUGCGUAUCCAGUUGAGCUGCUCCAUGUGCCAAGUCCCUCCAUGCUCCUCAUGUCCCAUAUGCUCCAGAAUGCUCCAAAAGACCUAUUUCAAAGGACCAAACAUGCAUAUCCUGAAAACAAUCCCAAGAGAACUAGACAUAGAACCUCAGUGCCCCCCAAAGAACUGGGAGACUAGGUCGUGGUCUGGAGAUGGUAGACGGCCAUCAGGAGCACUCCAUCAACUGGGUUGCCUCACUCGAUCGAGCUUGUGGCUCCUCUUCCUCUCUUCUUCAUCUUCAAAGUGUGUGGCUUCCUUGGCCUUGGUGGAGCAUUGGCUAGCUCGAAGCUGUAUAGGGGUUCCAUCUACUGGGGAAGUCCUGGUAAGGCUGGGAUCGUACUCGAAAUCCCGGAUCCUCAAACUGGGGCUCCUCCAGGUCAACUCGACCGUCAGCUCGAUCGAGUUGAGUUUCCUCUGUUUGGACUCGAUCGAGUCCGGUGGUCGAGCUGGAGCGUCUGGCCUUGGAAGUCUUCCUCCUUCUCUGCGUGUUGUCUUCUCCUUCCCUUGGCUCGAAAGAAGAGGCUCUGUGAGGCUCUUGGGCAGGGAGCCUCCUUGGAGUGGUGAGGAGAUCUACUCCUAA